Cyclospora cayetanensis is the source of this 3954-nucleotide messenger RNA. RefSeq lists its product as uncharacterized. The transcript has 6 exons. Gene Ontology annotation, cellular component: intracellular membrane-bounded organelle. Lineage: Eukaryota; Apicomplexa; Conoidasida; Eucoccidiorida; Eimeriidae. Gene Ontology annotation, molecular function: phosphatidylinositol-3,5-bisphosphate 5-phosphatase activity. The record is from RefSeq and is a predicted model, not a curated record. Bases 1 to 3954 code for a protein of 1317 amino acids. Gene Ontology annotation, biological process: phosphatidylinositol dephosphorylation.
AUGGGAGUCUCCCUGAGGGAAAUUACAGUCUACGAUUUACCAGAUAAGAUAUGCCUCAUCGCCCUUAACCCGCAGUACCACCUCCAAUCACAACAGGCAGCUUCUGCGUCAAGUGGCAACGGUACUGACUGCGGAAGCCUUAGAGGUCACUGCUGCAGCUGCACAUGCUUCGGCCGUCUGCUGACACUCAGGAAGGCUGUGCUGAGUCCAGCAGCAGUGGUAGACGCCACCAGUAAGAGCAAGAGCAGCAACGUCGACGACACCUACAAAAACGACAGCAUCACUGACAAGCCCCAUGGCAACAAUCGUGGCAACAGCAGCAGCCUCGACAGCGGCUUCAUCCGCUGCGAACAGCACUGCCUUUCUACUGCAGGAGCGUUCCACUCAACGAGAGACAUGCUGCGGCAGCAGGAACGCAUGUACGUACUACAGCUGCAGCAGCAGAGCCACAACGCAGACUUCCUUCAGCUGAGGCUGCGACCACACAACCAGCAGCAGCAGCAGCAGCAGCAGCAUCAAGGCGCUGAAUCUGAUGUCUCGGGCAGCAAAAGAAGUAACGACGACGCAAGCCUCAUUCUGACAGACUGCCAUACUCUCCAAAGCAGUAUCGAGAACGGCAAUUGCAAGGCCACUGGGGGGAUCUGUGGUUUGAAUGCGUGCUGCUGUUUUGCUGCCUUUCGCAUUUUCGGUAUUCUAGGCGCGAUUCGACUCCUCUGCGGCUAUUAUCUUUGCGUCGUUACACACAGAACCACAGCUGGUGCCCUCCCCGACAUAGCUGCAGCAGCAGCGGAAGAGGGGUUAGACCCUCUACCCGUCUUUGCCCUCGAGGGUGUGAGGCUUAUACCCCUGUUUACUUGGCAGUGGGGGGACGCUGUGCAGCUUCACCACGCUGCGGCAGCCGAAACUGCUGCCGCUACUGCUCUUGAGCUGCAGCAGCAAGUCUUCUACAGUGGGAACCACUCGGGAUGCCCUCGAGUAGGAGUGUGUUGCAGAACUGCGGGCGUUGAUUUUGGAGAGGUUCAGCUUCGAGAAGCCUCAGGACAGGAUGGCACUACUAAGGGCUCAGCCUCUCCCCCUGAGUUGUUUGAGCUGCAGCAGCAGCAGCAGCACUUCAGUGGGCUGCAGCCGCAGCAAAUAGCCGACUUUAGGCGGAUUCUGGAAAGGGAAGCAAAGCUUUGCUACCUGCUGCUCUCUGGUUUCAGCACGUCCACACACUCCCUUCUCUUCUCUGAACACAUCGACCUCACGCUUUCGCUGCAGCAGCAGCUGCAGCUGCAACAGAUCCAGAAGCACCAGGACCAUCCGGUAAGAUCUUGCAUCACAUGCGGCAGCAGCAGCAGCUCGAAGGCACUCCCACGAGGCUCUGCAGGGCACUUCGUUUUCAACAAAUUUCUGCUGCAGCAGCUACACCAAAAGGCGAGUUCUGCUGCAGGACCAUCUCCCUCAUGUGCUCCAUGCGAUGGCUGCUUUUCUGCGUGGCAGACCAUAAUAGUCCAAGGAGGACUAAAGCAGCAGACGAUUGCUAUCGCCCCUCAGCAGCAGCUGGAACGGCAACAAGAAGAACAACAAGGGAUUCAAUUCUUCCAGAUAUCCGUUCUGGCGCGGCGUUCGCAGUUUGCUGCUGGCACUCGAUUUUACAGCAGGGGACUGGAGCGGCCUCCUAUCUGCGCAGACGCUUUUUCUGACUGCAUUUCCACUACCAGCAGCAGCUUCUGCAGCAAGCCUUUGGGUGUUGCGAACGAAGUUGAAUGUGAGCAAAUGAUCUGGAGAGUGCUGCCGCCUCAGCUAAAGGCGCCAACAGCAGCUAGAGCCUCAACACAGGCAGGUGAAGGGGCAGCAGCUGUAGCAGCAGCACCUGUGCAGACAUGCGUUACUGAGUCUCCGCCUCGUGAUCUGUCAGCAGCGGCAGCGAGAGCAGUGGAUGCGGCAGCAGCAGCUGCAUCUCGUCCUGCUGAGUCUUAUUGGCGUUUUGCGUCCACCUGCGCGUCUGUCGUUUUCGUGCGUGGCUCUAUUCCGCUCUAUUGGCGUCAUGAGAAUGUCUCAAGCGCCUUGCUAUCAUUUUGGAUGCCUUCCUCUACCACGUGUAUAGAUUUGUCGGCACCCGAGGUACACAGCUACUUGAAACAGCACUUCCACUGGCUGCUGCAGCGCUAUGAGCAACCUCUAUUGCUGGUAGAUCUCGUCCGGCAAAGCCACCCUGUAGAAGGGAGGCUAAGCACGGCAUUCCGGGAGGCCCUGGGCCUCUGCGUUGAUGAAUUCGCCGUCCAUUUACACCUGAGUAAGGAGAGCAGCAACUGCAACGGCAACAGCAGUUUCGCUCCCGAAGGGAGCACUCCAGGAUGCACAUCCAGUGGCUCCUCCACAAUUGCUGACGAGGGGGUUGCUGCGGACGGAGGCAAGGCCGCACACCAGGAGCAGCAGCGGCCAUUGCCACAUGUCAAGUACUACAAUUUGGAUUGGCACGCCCGUAGCGAAUCCGUGGGAUUUGAUGCGGUGUUUGCUGAGCUCGGACUCCUCAGCUCCCGGCUGUUGGAGCAAACAGGUUUUUUCCUUUUCCAGCAUUCGCAGCAGCUGCUGCCACAGCGGCAGCAGAAGGGUAUUGUGCGUUUCAACUGUAUUGACUGCCUGGAUCGGACGAAUAUUGCGCAUGCCUGCGUCGGCAUUGUUGCCCUGUAUGUACACCUGAGGGCACUGGGAAUCGUAAGGUCAGAGAUGCCCUGCCCUCACCACUGCUUCGUGGCAGGUGCACAUGAGGAUGCCUUGAAGGCCACUGCGGAUGGCUUGUUGGUACAACAAGACCAACACGCGAGACGCGUUUACGCAGAGAAGCUGCUGAUAGAUCAGAGCGGCUUGCAGCCAAAGGAGCAGCGACUGCAGCAGCAACAACAGGGCGGGGCCUGUCUUUCAGUAGUUGAAGUGGCAGCAACAUCAGCAUACGAGGAACUGGGUAGAUUUGGGGAGUCGACCGUAGCUUUCCCCCCCUUUUCUCGGAUGGCGGUUGAUAAGACAGCAGGACCUUGUGCUUCCUCUGGUCCUACAACUGGACAAGCAGCUGCGGCUUGGCGUGUGCCUCCUGAUGAACUGUUGCCUUCAUCUGGUUACUAUCACCUUUCAGGCACUACCGAAGCUGAUCUAAGCCCCCCUGCAGCUCUUGCGUCGCAGCUAGGGUUCAGAAAUGAGUCGGGGCUUGUGGCUGUUCUAGGAGAUCUUUGGCGAGGCAUAGGCGACCACAUCUCCAUUCAGUACGCAGGGUCGCCUGCACUGCAUGCAGCGGAAUUUCUUCUGGAUCGUGCCACUGUUGCCACUCCACGCGGUCUUCAGCAGCAGCAGCCCGAGCGGCGGUUGUUGCCAGAGAAGACAACGCGCGGCAACGCAGCAUCAGCAGCGGCCUCAGAGUGGGAAAAGGUGAUAACAGGCAUGCGGUAUCGGCCGUGGACUGCACACUCCAGGGCGAACGCUUUCUAUGCUCUGCAGAGAUAUGUGAGCAACAAGGUCUUCGAUACUGAAAGGCAAAGGGCUAUCUUCUUACUAACCGGAGCGUUUAGGCCCUCUCUAAACGGUCCUGACAUAUUUUCACUAGAUUGUUCUCAGCAGCAGCUUCCUUCACACUUGCGAUCAGCAACAUCUUCAGUGCCCACAGGAGACGGAACCAACAUGGCAGGAAAUGCUACGAAGUGUGCAAAACAAUCUGAUUUUGCAAUAACGCCCACCACUGGCGCGAGUUACUCGACAACAGCCUCAGAAGAGCCAAUUUUAAUACAGGCGAGAACUGCUGCUACUGUGCAUGCCAGUCUCUUCUGCUUGCCAGAAGGCUUCAAUCUAGAAUCUAGUGUGCAGCAAAGAGCAGCCAGCAUGGCUGGUGUAAGUGCAGCUUUGGCAUCACUGAACUCCGCCACCUAUGACACGCACCUUGGGCUAUUUGGUCAGUAUGGAGUCUCUCCUGCGUCUUGUUAA